This is a messenger RNA of Petromyzon marinus (sea lamprey), 3206 nucleotides long. RefSeq lists its product as uncharacterized. Lineage: Eukaryota; Metazoa; Chordata; Hyperoartia; Petromyzontiformes; Petromyzontidae. The record is from RefSeq and is a predicted model, not a curated record.
ACGCUGAGAUUUACGUGGGGCACGGGGGUGACCAAUGCCCUCUGAAUUGGUCUGUAAUAAACUCGGGCCACGGCUGAUAAGGGGUUUGACGGGGUAUGCUAACCGAUGCCCCCGGUUCACAAACACUAAAGGAGGCGUCCGUCAACGGCGGUGACACUCCGCUCAACAAUAGCAACGUAAAAUCGGCGCCCUCGCCGGCCAAAUGCGCCGUCAACCAGAGCCGUGAAAUAAUAAAUGAGGGCCGGGCCGGGUUUUAAUUCACGGUUCGGGGCCACACGGGAGGGUUCGAUCCGCGGUCCGGGGCCGCCCGCCGAACGGGGCGCUGCGCUUUAUUUCUCCCAUUCUGUCACUUGUCUCUCGGUCAAGUUCGCGGGCUGGGGGACGGACACUCGCCCGUCGCCUUUGCGUCUCCUUCCUCCUCCUCCUCUUCUUCUUCUUCUUGUUCUUCAUUAAAGAGAUGGAGUGCGAGGUGGCAACCCCAGUGCUGGAACCGAGUGGGGACUUUCCGGCGUGGCUAGAGGCGCAGGGCGUGAACGCGGAGGUGGCCCGGGCCAUGGACUCGGAGCUGGGCAUCCGGGACUACGGGGUCCUGUGUGCCUGCGUCGGGGAUCGCCUCGUGCGGGCUGAGCUACUGGCCACGGCACGCGACCGCCUGCCCUUUGGCUACUACGCUGUGUUACGCCAUGUGGUGAAGGGCCUGCAGAGUUCCGAGCCCCAUAAUGAGACGCGCUGGGACACCGACGCCUCUCCUGGCGAUGUGUCGCUGGGAGGCCUCGUGGACGUGCUGUUUGCGCUGUUCAGAGGCCUGAGCCGAGAGCUGCUGCUGUCUGUGCAGAGGCUGGGAGGUGGUGGUGGUGGUUGGGAUGGUGGUAGUUGUGGCAAUGAUUUCCAGAGCCAAGUCCUACUCAAACUGGACACCAUUAUAGAAAACCAGAUGGAGCAGUUAUGCCUUCUGCAAACACUUGCGAACAGAAGUGUUGUAAAUGAGGGCUUAGAUGACGUCCUCCCCAACCCAAUCAACAACACGGAUGAACUUGAAGAGCUUUGCUGUAGAAUUAGCACGGAUGAAAACCUCAAAAUUGAAAUGAUUUCCUAUCUGAGUUCACUGGGUGGAUGUAAUAUUCGGGACAGUGUCCGGCGAAUGAUGAAAAGGCUCGGCACCAAUGCACUGUGGUCAAACUAUAGCCUCAGAGGGAGAAAGGGAAAGACGCCCCUCAUAGAUCUUCCAGUUUUUAUGGUGUUGACUAGAGCUUGCUUAAAAAGCUACCCAAGAGCAAAGGUGAAGGAGAUAGAGGUAGAGAUUGCAGAAACCCUGAAGCAUUCCCCGAACAAACGAGGAGGUGCAAAUUACAAGGAACCUGAAGUCAUGACGAUGAAGAAUGACAACCAGCCCAGCCACCCCGUGUCUUCCUCUGACAUUGUGGAGACACAUGGCUCUUGUUCUUUAAAAUGGCAAUCAAUGCAACAUUAAAAUACCAUUUAUAUACGUUUUAUAGCUAGAACUAUAUACAUAUUUUUUUAUGGCAGUUAAAAUUAAUGACAGGAGCAUGCCAUCUUUAGUCACUUUUGUUUAAAGAUUGUAUAUCCAUUGUAACUUUGUGAGUUUAAAUACAUCUUUAACAUGUUGCGUGCAUUUUUCUUUAAUCAACUUCUCAUGAGGUUGUAGAAAUGUAAAAUUGAAACGUCAUUCUCCAAUGUUGUGGCAACGUAUUUCAAAACAUACAAAUUAGCCCUGCCGCAAUGUUGAUGCCCAAUGUUACCAUACCGUAACGUAGCAACGGAGCAAAAACGUACACCGCCGCUUAAUUACCCUGAUAAGAGCUGUAACCAUCGGAGGCCAGUAGUAGCUUUGGGUUUAUUCUUCAUGCGUUCAGGAUCCCUAAUCUGCUCAUGAUCAUCAAAGGGCCUUCUUCCAAGUUGGUGGGUAAGCCUGGGUCAAACUGACGGGGCUGAGAUGUGCGAGCGACUGACAAGCCGUCAACAAACAUCGGUAGAGUCAAGAACAGAGACCACAGUCGCAGCAGCUGAAACACUGCUGGCGUAAGGGGUCGCCGGGACCACCAACCCCCCACAGACCAACCCCGCGUCCCCCUGUCACUUUGUCAGCGUGUGUCUGGUUGUAAUCCACGGUCCGGGGGGCUUCCAAUUCACGGUCCGGGGACCGCACUUGACCGCUACAUUCACGGUCCGGGGCCACCGCCGCAGCCGAACGACCUGCAAUAAUUCCGUCAAUAUCUCUCGUCAAGUCUCCGCGCGGGGACAUUCGCUGUCCGCCUUCAUCGCAGAGAUGGCGUGUGCGGUGGCCACCCCAUUGCUGGAACCGAGUGGGGACUUUCCAGCGUGGCUGAAGGCGCAGGGCGUGAACGCGGAGGUGGCCCGGGCCAUAGACUCGGAGCUGGGCAUCCGGGACUAUGGGGUCCUGCGCGCCUGCGUCGGGGACGGCCUCGUGCGGGCUGAGCUGCUGGCCACGGCACGCGACCGCCUUCCCUUCGGCUUCUACGCCGUACUGCGGCAGGUGGUGAAGGCCCUGCAGGUCUCAGAGCAACAUGAGGAGACGCGCUGGGACACCGCCGCCUCUCCUGGCGAUGUGACGCUGGGAGGUCUGGUGGACGUGCUGUUUGCGCUGUUCAGCGGCCUGAGCCGGGAGCUGCUGCUGUCUGUGCAGAGGCUGGGAGGUGGUGGCGGUGGUGGUGGUUGGGAUGGUGGUGGUUGUGGGGAUGGUAGGUACUGUUUUAGUGGUGUUGGUGAUGGUGGUUAUGACGGUUGUAGUGAGGACUAGUGAUGGAAGUGCUGUCAGUCGAACAGUGGUGGGGAUGGUUUGUGAGUAAUGCUAAUGACAUUGCACAGAACAUUGGCCUACUAAAUCAGUGUUUCAUUAAAUAAAGAGACUUCAUUCUGUAACCUAUAUCAGUGAAAUGUUGUUUAUAAAAGGUUGCUAAAAAAGGCGUGACACUGGUACGCAUGUCCAGUACUCGUUUUUAACUUUUUUUCCACUUUGUGGUACACAUAUAAUGUGAUCAAUGAUGGUUACGUUCUUCCAAAGCUGCACUCCUCAGGGUAUAGACAAAUGAUUUUAUUGGGCAGUGAAGUUGCCAUUUGGUAGCAACUGUAUGGAUUGUGGCAAUGUUGAUAAAGGGGUGGAACAGCAGCAUUGAGACACGACUAUGCUUUUCAAUUCAAAUUAGCAAAUAAAGCACAAUCAAGAA